CUCCUUCGCAUAAACGCAGCCUUCCUCUUUUCGUUCUUCGCUUUCGAAACGGAAACUCAAAACUCUCUCCCAUUUAUAAACCUCUUCUCUUCGUCUCUCUCACAUUCCCAGAUAUAAAACAUCUCGAUUUUCAAACUCUUCCCGCUCCCCCAUCAAUCCUUCUACUAUUUCUUUUUCUUUAUCGCAAUUUUUCCAGAUCUUUUCUCUUCGAUCGACGGGAAAUUCAUCGCUCCACUCUAGGGUUUCCCCAUUUGCGAGAGAGAUUUACUAUAAGGAAUGGCAGAUCAAGGCUUGGAAGGAGCCCAACCCGUCGAUCUUAAAAAGCACCCUUCUGGGAUUGUUCCUACCCUUCAGAACAUUGUGUCAACAGUGAAUCUGGACUGCAAGUUGGAUCUUAAGGCCAUUGCUCUGCAAGCCCGCAAUGCUGAAUACAAUCCCAAGCGUUUUGCUGCUGUUAUUAUGAGAAUAAGGGAGCCAAAAACCACCGCAUUGAUAUUUGCAUCUGGGAAGAUGGUCUGUACUGGAGCUAAGAGUGAACAGCAGUCAAAAUUAGCUGCAAGAAAGUAUGCCCGAAUUAUUCAAAAACUUGGUUUUCCUGCCAAGUUUAAGGAUUUUAAGAUUCAGAAUAUUGUUGGUUCAUGCGAUGUUAAGUUCCCCAUAAGACUUGAGGGUCUUGCAUAUUCUCACGGUGCCUUUUCAAGUUAUGAACCAGAGUUAUUUCCUGGAUUGAUUUAUAGGAUGAAACAACCAAAGAUUGUGCUUCUCAUUUUCGUUUCUGGAAAAAUAGUUCUCACUGGGGCUAAGGUGAGAGAGGAGACAUACACGGCAUUUGAGAACAUAUAUCCAGUGCUUACAGAGUUUAGGAAAAACCAGCAAUGAUUAAGCCUUCUGGGAGUUGAUUGUCCUUCAUGCUUUGGUGACAAACAGACUGACUGUCACAUUAGACACAAGCUAGCCUGAAAGAAGUGUUACUUAUAGAGAGUUCGCUUCCUGUUCGAAGAUAUGGAAGGAGGGCUACUGAUAGAGCGUUUACAACAUGUCUUUUAGUGUCUGUAAUAAAAGGUGGGGGGGUGGGGUACUUUAGGCGGCAAAUGGAGGUGGUAGGAAGGAAGGUAGGAAGGUGUGGGAACUUUUUUGAUGCCGAUGUGUGAUGUUAUGUGAUCAAAGUGGGGGAGAUAUGAUAUCGUGUAUAGAACAAUUUUUGUUCCAUUAACUGACACCAGACCAUUAUGCAAUUUAUAUUAAGCUUACUACAGGUCAUCUUUAUAUU
This is a messenger RNA of Cucurbita maxima (winter squash), 1270 nucleotides long. Its product is annotated as TATA-box-binding protein. The coding region runs from base 277 to 879 and encodes 200 amino acids. Gene Ontology annotation, molecular function: RNA polymerase II general transcription initiation factor activity; DNA binding. The record is from RefSeq and is a predicted model, not a curated record. Lineage: Eukaryota; Viridiplantae; Streptophyta; Magnoliopsida; Cucurbitales; Cucurbitaceae. The transcript is spliced from 10 exons. Gene Ontology annotation, biological process: DNA-templated transcription initiation.